CGAGCGAACAAACACCGGAACAGUUCAGAAGUUUGUUUUGAUCCCGAAACGCGAGGAAGAAACCGGGUCCGAACCAGAACUAAACCAGGACUAAACCAGCAGGGGCCGGUGCAGUGUGGAGUGUGGGUCGGAUGGAGUGGGUUCGGUUCGGUUCGGUGUCGGACCAAAGCUCCGGGUUCAGGUUCGUGUUCUGCUGCACGAGGAACAAACACGGAGACUUCAGAAUCAGUGUGACGGACGCCGCAGACGUUUGGGCCGCGGACUUUUCGGACGAGGAUCUGCAGACGUUUACUCAGAAUGUGUCCCUGAAAUCUCCCCAAGAACUCUGUCAAAAACUCAGCUCUGGACUCGUGUGUGUUGAGGUCCUGGAGGAUCUCGCCCGGUUUCGGUCGGUCUCCGGUUCCAGUCCCGCUGUCCUGGACCUCACCAAGAUGGCCGCCGCCGCCGCCAAACAGGAAGUGAAGCAGCUCCUGUUCAAGAUGGCCGACAGCCUCGCUCACAGCGCAGACGGAGCCGUUUUAACCCCGAGUCCGAACAAGAACCACCAGAGACGAGCUGCAGAGUUUGAGCCGCGGCAGCAGAACAGCUCCUCCCUCACCCCAACCAAGAAAAGACUCCCAGGAUCCUCCCUCAUCAACCCAGGAACCAAGAGGAAACGGGAGGCGACGGGAGUGGCCUUUGACGAUCCGGACGAGGACUGAACUUUUUAUCGCAAAUGUUUUUAAUUAUUUUAAAUUUAACUUUCAAAACUCAUGAAAUGGAACAAAUAAAACUGAGGAUUUUUAACCGAAGUCACUGUCGACUGUGAAGCCGUCGCACUCUGCAACUUCUAAGAAAAUAAAAUCUAAUAAAAAUGUUUUUACUGCGA
Boleophthalmus pectinirostris (great blue-spotted mudskipper) is the source of this 868-nucleotide messenger RNA. It is a transcript of the gene paxx, whose product is annotated as PAXX non-homologous end joining factor. Gene Ontology annotation, cellular component: nucleus; site of double-strand break; nonhomologous end joining complex. Gene Ontology annotation, biological process: double-strand break repair via nonhomologous end joining. The transcript is spliced from 8 exons. Bases 132 to 701 code for a protein of 189 amino acids. NCBI's taxonomy places the organism in Eukaryota, Metazoa, Chordata, Actinopteri, Gobiiformes, Gobiidae. The record is from RefSeq and is a predicted model, not a curated record. Gene Ontology annotation, molecular function: molecular adaptor activity.